UUUGGAUGCGUAUGAAAAAGGCCCUAUGGAGCAAGGACCACAACUCAUCUCACCUGUGAACGAUUUGCAUCAUCGCGUGUAAAUCCUUCGCAAAACCCCAGAACGUGUUUCAGCUCCAUACUCUUCUGGGUUUUAUCAUUGAGCCAAAAUUCCUAAGACCCAUUUCAGAUUUCUCGAUCUUUCUUUCCAGAGUAAAAGAGAAACAAGAAGAAGAAGAGGAAGAAGAUGGUAUUGUUGGGGUUAAGUGUGCAGUACUUAAUAGAUUUGGUGGUGGCAGGGGUUUCUUUAAUGAUCGGUUUUGGUAUUUUCGCUCUUAUUGCUUCCAUUCUCUGCUCCGCUGCGUUCAUUAACAAUGCCAAGGAUGUAUACUGAAUCUCAUACUCCAAGAAGUUCCUAUCAUAGUUGGAUCCAGAAUAUCCAGAUGAUUGUAUCUCACACAAUCCAAUCAGCACUGUAGAUUCUGGAAUGAGAUUUGGAACCAAUUGAUGAGAUAUAGUGAUUUUGUGCGUAUUUUUUCAGAUGCCCAG
This is a messenger RNA of Manihot esculenta (cassava), 527 nucleotides long. RefSeq lists its product as uncharacterized. The record is from RefSeq and is a predicted model, not a curated record. The coding region runs from base 226 to 372 and encodes 48 amino acids. Lineage: Eukaryota; Viridiplantae; Streptophyta; Magnoliopsida; Malpighiales; Euphorbiaceae. The transcript is spliced from 2 exons.